Colletotrichum graminicola M1.001 is the source of this 1605-nucleotide messenger RNA. RefSeq lists its product as uncharacterized. The record is from RefSeq and is a predicted model, not a curated record. The coding region runs from base 1 to 1605 and encodes 534 amino acids. The transcript has a single exon. NCBI's taxonomy places the organism in Eukaryota, Fungi, Ascomycota, Sordariomycetes, Glomerellales, Glomerellaceae.
AUGGUCUCGCAGCCCGACUCCGCGUCCUCUCUCACCUUACGAGGCCCUUCCUCGGUCGUUUCGCGUCCCUCGCUCUCUCGCACGAAGCGAUACAACAGGUCACACGUUGGCGCCACCACCUACAUACCUCAGAACGAAUUCCCCAUCUUCAGCAACUCGGGCGAUGUCGAGGUGAUAGUUAAGGCUGGCAGCCACCACAACCGCUACCUACUGCAUCGCCACACUCUCACCCGAUGUUCGGGUUUCUUCGAGGCCAGCACGAGUCUUGAAUGGUCUAAGCCGGUCUCUGGUAGCGCCUCGGGUGAUCUUGCCCGCAUCAGCGACGAUACCUCUGUCGAUUCAUCAUCAAUCGCCCCGGCCUCAAGCCGGGUUCUCACCACGUCCAGUCCACGAAAGCGAUGGCGGUACGAGCUGGAUCCAGGAACGGGGGACGGGGAUAUUCCAAUGCUGGUUCAGACGGACGAGGAUCGCUCCAAAGGCUCCGGGAGCCAUUCUGGGUCCUUGUUCGGCCCAGGCAGUGCUGGCAGCGGCAACCAGCCGGCAUCUUUCACGCGAAGUAAAUCGUCAAAUCAUUCACAUUCUUCAUCGGCACACGCGAACCACAGCUUUUUUCGCUCGGUGGCCAACUUGAGCCUCGUGCCGAGCUCGAUGGCGGCGGCGACUACAAAUGCGACGACCCAGCCGCUCUCGCAGGCCGAUCAGGAUUUAUUACGAGACUACGACAACCUCUUCCGUAUCUUCUACAACUACCCUCCGGCCCUGGAUGGUGUGAACAUUGCGGAUGCUUACGUGCAAUGCAAGUCACUCAUCACCCUUGCGGACCUCUAUGAUGCACUCGCCGUGGUCGGGCCUAGAGUAGAUCACCACUUGCUCCAGUUUCAGUCGCGGCUCUGGAAACAGAUUGCCAAGUACCCGAUUUCAUACCUUCGCCUUGGCUAUCUUGCCCGUAGCAGGGUUAUUUUUCAGGAGGCUCUUAUUCAUGUCGUUGGUCAGUGGCCAGCAGGGGAGCGUAGCCUACGCGCUGCUCUUCCUGAUGUAGUUCUCGACAUUAUCGAGGAUAAGGUUGACGAGCUUGAGGAGGUUGUUAGCCGAGUCGAGGGCCGUCUCUUCCGGCUGAACUUGGUCACAGCCAGAGGCGAGCGUGUUACCCCAAGUACAUCCUACCUCGAUUGGCUUGCCGUUAGUCUGUUCCGCCAGUGGUUAGCAGACAACACCACCCCUCCACCUCCCGACAGGCGAAUACAAAACUCACGCGACGGCCGUAACGGCAAUCUGCAGCAACUCACCCUCCCUACCGGUGUGCCGCCUUUGGCGACGGUCGGCCGCACAUAUCGUACUCUUGGUACUUCCUCGUCGGCGUACCUUGGCCAUGACGAGUGCAAACGAUUUCUGAAGUUGACACCCGAGCUAUACAGCCGCGACAAUCUACGCCGGUUUGAAAAACGCAUAGACGAGCUCAAGUCAAUGGCCCGCGAUAUUGUGCGGCCGCUUAUGGGAAGCGGUCUGGAGCUGGACAUCAGCAGUGGUAGAACGGCUGAUGGAAUCGGCUACCUCACAUGUGUGACAGUGGGGGAUCGCGACCUCCCCUGGCAUGUUGAGCAUUGA